CCUUCCCAUUCUUUGCGGCCCGUGGCCACGUGUUCCCUUGUCGCCCUUUGGAUUUUCCCCCUUAGGCAGGAGGCGCGCUUGGUACUCAUUCACUUCUUGCCUCACCUUGGGGGUGACGAGGGGCGCCGCGUGACCCUCCUCUUGGCGCUCGCAGCUGCUGGAAGAGAGUAUAUGUGAUUGUGCAAGAGACUGUGUGCGUUUGUGCGAGAGACUGACUGACCCAGCCAGCGCCGGGCGCUGAGCUCUGCGGUCCGCGUCGUCCAGGAGAACUUCAGUUCUUCAAAAGUAUUGGAAAAUUGCCCCAGUCAGCUUUUCUCCAUUCAGGGUCUCGGUUUCACUUGUUUGAUUGGACCCAUGUUUUCCUUCUACGUAUACCUAUGACCUCUUUAGAUGACGCCUACUCGUUUUCUCUCUGUACUUUUGGGAGUACAGAAAUGAUGAGUUAUGCCACGCGGCCGGCUGCAUGCAGAGUGUAUUUAUACAGAUUUGCCUGUCAUGUCAUGACCUUCCCAACUCAUUUUACCUUCAACGAGUUUUAGUCCUUUGAAUUUCCCAUCCCUUACCAAAUUGAACUGUCAAGUAAUUACUUCCAAAAGUGAUAACCUUGUAACUUAAACUAAACUGGUGUGAUAUCUUUGUUAGGAUUAUCGGUGGAAGAACCAGGGUCUGUUUUUUAUUGCCCCAUAUACGUUUUUUUACGCUGGAAGGUUUAUAAUUUAACAUUGUUGAGAAUGCUGAUAGGCUAUCUUGAUAACUAAGAUUAGAUUGUCCAUUAAAGUGAUUGCUAGCAUAAUCCAUGAAAAAAAUGUAUUUCUUCAACCUGUUCCAGAUUUCAGAAAAUGUUAUGCAAUUCUGGUGACUGAAGCAAUCAAUUAUCUGUUAGCUACAAAGAGUUUGGAGGUUUUUUUUGGUUAGCAAAUGUUAGGCAUAAUAACAUGUUAUUGAAAUUAAUCUUUAGCACCCUUUACAAUCACUGUUGAGAAUAUAUAAAUAUUUUUAUAAUUGUAGGUGGAAAACAUGAUUUAAUUCUGGUUUUGAAAGAGCAAGUUUCUUGCAUUUUUGCUUGCAUGAAUGUUUUUAUUUUCCAAUCUUAUUUUCAGUUCUGAUUCUAUUCAGUCUCUUCAAAACACCUGAAGAAGGCUUAUGCCAACUAUGGAAUUCAGCCAAUGCUGAAUAUUUUAAGAACAAGAAGAACUUUACGUAAGGAAGCCAGACUAAAUAAACGAGGACUUUCUGGAUCUGGUCUUUUUACGGUCUUGGUCUUCCCAACUGAACAUGAGUGUAAUAUAUUAUAGCUUGUAUUUUUGGGUGGCUUGCUAUAAAAGUUACAUAAACAUAACUUUUCUAAAAAUUAUAGCACUCUUAUUUUUGGAUUGUAACUUGGAAGAUAUGAAGAAAGCGUCAAAGAACUGAAAGAUGUGGGAGAAAAGCUCCCAGCUAUGUACUUGAGCCUAUUUUUAUUGCACUGAUAGCUUUUUUUUUUUUUUUUAAGGCCCUUACAAUAAAUCUUAAACCCAAUGGUAAUUUGAAAGAAAGUUUCCUAACAAGGCUCACUUAGUGUUUAUUCUCCAAAUACUGCCCCUGGGAAAGGGAGAGAGGAAGAUUAGGAGGGACCUGAUAUUUGAACUGUAUUUUAUUUAAUCCUCCAAAUAAGCCUGUGAAGGAAGUACUUGUUAUGCUUCUUAGGUGGGAAAACUGAGGGAUACAUAAGCAGCCCUAGGUCACAUAAGAGCCCUGGUGGUGCAGUGAUUAAGCACUCGGCCACUAACCAAAGGGUCAGCAUUUUGAACCCAUCAGCUGCGGCAGAAAGAUGUAGCAAUCUGUUUCCGUAAAGAUUACAGCCUUGAAAACCCUAUAGGGCAGUUCUACUCUGUUCCGUAGGGCUGCUGUGAGUCAGAGCCGACCCUGUGCCCAUGGGGUUUAGGUCACGUAGGUAGUACGUGGUCAGAGCAGGUUCCAUUGCAGGUGGAAGACCCUGAAAGAUCAUGGGUGGGUCAUGUUCCCUCCAUCAGAUGGGCUCAACUUAGAAUUAAGGGAAACUACAAAAUUGACUUGAUGGCAGCGGGUUUGGUUUUUUUGGUUUACCCACAUGGAAUCGUGUGACGGAGAGCUGGCAGGACCUUUAGAGCCACUGAGGUGCAAUGUGGAAUAAGGGGGAGGGCACUCUCUGGGGGAGACCCAUGUUCCUAGGUCUCCUCUGUCCCACUGCUUUGUUUAACCUGGGCAGGCCCCAUUUCAACCCCUGCCUACCUGGGUGAUAUAAACUCUGUACCCUUCUGCUCAGCAUGAAGAUGUGACAGUAUAACGUUAGCAGUUUCAUCCAAACCCUUUGUUUUUCUAAACCGAGGGCUGGAGAGUUUGAUAGCAGUAAAACUUGCCUUCUGUCUUCUAAGAGAAGCCUUGUUCGUCUCUACCAGGGGUGUGCAAACUUUAUCUGUCAAAAACCAGACAGUAAAUAUUUUAGAUUUUGCCCUCCAUAAGGUGUCCCUCCCAACUACUCAACUCUUCCAAAGUAAGAGUAGCCAUGAGUAGUACGCAAACAAAUGAUCAUGGCUAUGUGCCAAUAAAAUUUUACUUACGGACAUUGAAAUAUAAAUUUCAUAUAAUUCUCGUGUGUGACAAAAUAUGACUCUUCUUUUGAUUUUUUCCCCCAACCAUUUAAAAAUGUAAAAGCCAUGCUUAGUUUGCAGGCCAUGGAAAAUUAGGUGGCCUACUGGAUUUGGCCCGUGGGCCAUGUUGACCUUUUCUCUGCAACUACUACCUCCCACUUGAAAGACAAAUCAUUAUGAUAUAGUGGGAAAUCACAUCUCUUCAAGUAAGUCCUGGUUCUGUCAUCAGCCACCCAGUUUUGAACAAGGCCCUUCAUCGUCUACAAAUGGAGGUUCUUUGCCUAUAAAAUCGACCAGGGUGAAGGUAGAUGGGGAAUUGAACUGAUUUAUAAGAUUCCCUUGUAUAUUCCCGUGAAUUUACAAAGUAAAGGCAGCAUGGUGUGCUGGGACAGAGUGUCGAAGUAGGAGUUUCAAGGUCUGAAUUUUGGCCCUGGUCCUUCUCUAAUUUGGAGCAAGUCAUUUAAAAUCUUAGAAAAUAGUGGAGGUUUGGGUUAAUUGGUAUCUGAGGUUCCAUCUAGUUCUCAGAUACUGUACUUUAAAAUCACAACGUUGUUAAUAUAAAUGAAUCAUUUCACUCCAUAGAUACUGGUGAACUGCUUGUAUAUGUCAUGUUUCCUGCCCUGGAAGAGCUCACAGUCAGUGGGGAGGGUAGAUUCAGUGCAGAAUAUAGUAGUGUCAUUGUGAGGGUCCAUACAGAGUGGGUUGGACUCCUGGUCCAUCUAGAGUAAGAUUGAGGAUAUGGUGGAGUUUGAGGGUGGCUUCCCAAAGAAGGUGACACCUGAACUGUACUAGAAAGGCAAGCAAGGAUGACUUGACCAGGGCUUCACAUUUAGAAGGAAAACGAUGGUAUUAAAAUAGCUCAACUUACUGUAAUGAUUAAGAAUUUAAGGCUUGGUUACAUUUUUUAUAAACUUAGCGUGUCUUUAGAGACCUGGUGAUGCAGUGGUUAAGAGCUUGGGUGCUGAUCAAAAGGUCAGCAGUUCAAAUCCACCAGCCGCUCCUUGGAAAUCCUAUGGGGGAGCUCUACUCUGUCCUAUAGGGUCUAUGAGUUGUAAUCCACUCAAUGGCAGUGGGUUUAUGGAUUACCCUAUCUUUGUAUAAACCAAAAACAAACAAACAAACCCAUUGCUGUUAAGUCAGUUCCGACCCAGUGACCCUAAGGACAGCGUAGAAAUGCCCCCAUAGGGUUUCCAAGGCUGUAAUCUUUACAUGGAGCAGCUGGUGGGUUUGAACCACUGACCUUUCAUUUAGCAGCUGAGUACUUAACCACUGCACCACCAAGGCACCUCUUAUCUUUGUGUUUUUAAAGAAUAGAUUGCAUUUAAAGAUUUGUAUUGAUUUUCCCUAUUUGAUUAUUGUUUAAUGAUAUUCCUAGUUUGUUGUUUUGACUAUACUUGUCAUUUUCUCUUUCAUCCUCAUACUUUUGCUUUAUCAAUACUUUAUGCAAAUUCAUCUUAUUUACAUAUACAAGAAACUGUCACUCAAUGGCAAAUGUCAUGGCAACAACACCGCUUCUCCUCCCUCAAGAGAGGUCAGUGAUACAGGGCUGCUUUGAAUCAGUGGAAAGACUGAAACUGGCAGGAUCUCAAAAAAAUUUUUUUUUUAACGAACAUCAAUCUUGUGAAGUAUAUGUAGAAUAGCCUUUGUUAUUCUCCCAUUUUGCUUAUAAGAAAACUGAAGUGUAAAAGGUUAUAUUCAUUAAGGUUAAACGAUUUAAAGUUGAUACUGGGAACCUGAAGCACACUUUUCCUUGGAAACAGUAUUACAGAUGGUAGGUAGAUUCUGGGACUAGCUUAUAAAAGCCUUGUUAACUCAGGGUACUCCGAGUAUGGAACCCAGUCACCAUUUUAAACAUUGUUGGUAUGGAAAAUUAUGCUCCUUGAACCCAGCUUUGAGUACCCUUUUCCUGUGACAGAAUCAGUAGCUUCUGCUUUGAUUUAGUAUUGUAAGCAUCUUGGCAAGAUGUUGGAGCAUCACCUUUGACAUCUGGUGGUGGUGAGGUAGGGGACAAAGAAAAUACUGGAAAGCUGAAGCUGCGGGGUGAAGAAGGGUGCUCGGUGAAGAGGAAGGUGGAUGCGAUGGCAGCAGUUUCCAUUAACAGUCUCACCCCUUUCAACUCCAUUCCCUUUCCCCUCCUAUCCUCUUUAUGGCCCUGGGCCAUCUUGCUGAGAUAAGACCAAAUGGCCAUUGCUCUGCUCAAGGCUACCUCACUCCUUCUCAGUGGGCACAUGGAUUAGAUUGACUUCUUUUCUGUGUCACCCGCCAUUACAUCACCACUAUAUCAUCUUUCUGGCUCUCUGCAAACUGCAAUCCCUUACUCAGACUUUGACCCCCUAGCAACAGUGGGUGAAGAAAACAUGGGCUGGUUGAAAUUUAAAGAACUUAACUGCGGUACUCAUCCAUAUUAUUUUCCCACUUUACUUAGGCUCGUGAUCAAAGUGGCCUGCUUAUGCCGUAUCGCUGGAGAGGCAUCUGUCCUCCCUGGGCUUCAGUUCCACUUGUCUCCACAAAGCCCUUUAGGUCUUCCAGUCUUAUCUGGUAACGAAGCAAAACAAAACCCUCACAUCGUGUCUGUCCCGAACUGUGAAGUUCUUGAAAUUUGUCCAUCCUACUUCUGUAUUUUCUACUUUCAAAUCCAGCGGGGCUUUUGUAUAUAUUGUCUCGUACACUUUAGGGGGGAGGAUGAAGUCUUUAUUUCCUAAAUGGUGUUUCCCAUGGACCAGUUUAAAAAAAAAAAAUUGGAGGACUGACCUGAUUGUCAACCUUUUAAUUUUUCCAAGUAAGGAUAUUAUAAAUACAGAAAGAAAAACUGUAUAACCAGCUAUCUAUUGCCAUGAUUUCUUAAAAAGAAAAGACAGUUUUAGGUUAAACAAACUAGAGAGGGCAUAACCAUAGACAGGAGUCCCUGGGUGAUGCAAACAGUUAUUCUUCCCGCUGCUAAUAAAGCUUGGAGGUUUGAUUUCAUGCAGAGGUACCUCGGAAGAGAGGCCCGAUGAUCUGCAUCUGAAAAGUCAGCCGUUGAACACCUUAGGGAGCACAGUUCUACUGACACACAUGCGGUUAUGAUGAAUCCUAUUCAACUCUGCAGCACCUGGUUAACCUUAGCAUACAGUAGUAAGGUUAGGUUAGGAGGAGAGAGGGAAGGUUGAAAGAGGUGAAAUUGUUAAAAGAACUCCCGCUGGCAUCACCUACCCCUUUGCUGAGUCUCUUCCUAUCCUUUUUUUUUUUUUGAUUGUACUUUAGAUGAAGGUUUACAGAACAAACUAGCUUCUCAUUAAACAGCACACGUUUUGUGACAUUGGUUACCAACCCCAUGACAUGUCAACACUCUCCCUUCUUGACCUCAGGUUCUCUAGUAUCAGUUUUCCUGUCCCCUCCAGCCUUCUAGUCCUUGCCCCGGGGCUGGUGUGCCCCUUUAGUCUGGUUUUGUUUUAUGGGCCUAUCUAAUCUUUGGGUGAAGGGUGAACCUCAGGAGUAACUUCAUUACCGAGCUAAAAGGGUGUCCGGGGGCCUUACUCUCAGGGUUUCUCCAGUCUUUGUCAGGCCAGUGAAUCAGGACUUUUUUGUGAGUUAGGAUUUUGUUCUACAUUUUUCUCCAGCUUUGUCUGGAACCAUCUAUUGUGAUCCCUGUCAGAGCAGUCAGUGGUUGUAGCCAGGCACCACGUGGCUGUACUGGACCCAGCCUGGUGGAGGCUGUGAUAGUUGUGGUCCAUUAGUCCUUUGGGCUAAUCUUUCCCUUGUAUCUUUGGUUUUCUUCGUUCUCCCAUGCUCCUGAUAGGAUGAGAUUAGUGGAGUAUCUUAGGUGGCCGCUCACAAGCUUUUAAGACCCCAGAUGCUACUCACAAAAGUAGAAUGUGGAACAUUUUCUUUUUAAACAAUGUUAUGCCUUUUGAGCUGGAUGUUCCCAGAAACCAUGGUCCCCGCAGCCCUCAGCCCAAUAAUUCAGUCCCUUAGGGACUUUGGAUGUGUCUUUGGAGCUUCGAUGACCUUGCCUUAUACAAGUCGUGCUGGCAUCCCCGGUAUUGUGUAGUGUCUAACUCUUCGUCAAAGUUACCACUUAUCUUUCGUUUAUUUAAUGCUUUCCUAUCCCCACCACUCUCCUCCCUUGUAACCAUCAAAGGUUCUUUUUGUGGGUAAACCUUUCUAUGAGUUUUUAAAGUAGUGGUCUCAUACAAUAUUUGUCCUUUUAUGAUUGACUUAUUUCACUUAGCAUAAUGCCCUCCAGAUUAUCCAUGUUGUGAGAUGCUUCGGAGAUUCAUCACUGUUGUUUACCAUUGCAUAGUUCUUCAUUGUGCGUAUGUACCAUAGUUUGUUUAUCCAUUCAUCUGUUGAUGGGCAUCUAGGUUGUUUCCAUCUUUUUGCUAUUACGAACAAUUGUGUAGUAAAUAUGGAUGUGCAUAUGUGUAUUGAUGUGAUGGCUCCUAUUUCUCUAGGAUAUAUUCCUAGGAAUGGGAUUGCUGAAUCAUAUGGGACUUCUAUUUCUAGCUUUGUAAGGAAGUACCAUAUUGUUUUUCAAAAUGGUUGUACCAUUUUGCAUUCCCACCAGCAGUGCAUAAGAGUUCCAAUCUCCCUGCAGCCUCUGCAACAUUUAUUUUCUGUUUUUUUGCUUUGUGCCAGUAAUGCUUGGGUGAGAUGGUAUCUCACUGUGGUUUUGAUUUGCAUUUCUCUAAUGGCUAGUGGGAAACCCUGGUGGUGCAGUGAUUAAGAGCUACGACUGCUAACCAGAAGGUCUGCUAACCAGAAGGUCAGCAGUUGGAACCCACCGGGCACUCCUUGGAAACCUUAUGGGGCAGUUCUACUCUAUCCUAUAGGGUCGCUAUGAGUCAGAAUCGACUCGAAGGCAAAGGGUUUUGUUUGGUUUUGGUAAUGGCUGGUGAUCGUGAACAUUUCUUCAUGUGUCUGUUAGCCACUUGAAUGUCUUCUUUGAUGAAGUGUCUGUUCAUUUCCUUUGUCCAUUUUUUAAUUGGAUUAUUUGUCUUUUUGUUGUAGAGGUAUUGGAUUUUCCUGUAGAUUUUAGAGAUUAGACCUUUGUUGGAUUUGUUAUAGCCAAAUUUUUUUUCCCAGUCUGUAGGUUCUCUUUUUACUUUUUUGAUGAAGUCUUUUGAUGAGCAUAAGUGUUUAAUCUUUAGAAGAUCCCAGUUAUCUAUCUUAUCUUCUGGAGUUUGUAUGUUGUUAGUUAUGGUUUAUAUCCUAUAAGUGCCCUGUUUUAGGGCCUCUAGUAUUGAUCCUAUUUUUUAUUCUAUGAUCUUUAUAAUUUUUUAUAUUUACAUCUUUGAUCCAUUUUUUUUUGUGUAUGGUGUGAGGUAUGGGUCCUCUUUCAUAUUUCUGCAGAUGGACAUCCAAUUUUGCCAGCACCAUUUGUUAAAAAGACUCUUUUCCCCAUUUGGUGGACUUUGGGCCCUUGUCAAAGAUCAGGUGACCAUAGGUGGAUGGAUUUACAUCUGGGUUCUCAAUUCUGUUACAUUGGUCAAUGUAUCUGUUGUUGUACCAGUACCAGGCUGUUUUGACUACUGUAGCUGUAUAAUAGGUUCUGAGGUCAGGUAGUGUGAGUCUUCCUACUUUAUUCUUCUUCUUUAGUAGUGCUUUACUUAUCUGGGACCUCUUCCUUCUCCAUAUAAAGUUAGUGAUUAGUUUUUCCAUCCCUUUAAAUAAUGUUGUUGGUAUUUGAAUCAGGAUUGCUUUGUAUGUAUAGAUUGCUUUGGGUAGAAUCUUCAUUUUCACAAUGUUGAGUCUACCUAUCCAUGAGCAUGGUAUAUUUUUCCAUUUAUGUUUUUUUUUUUGGUUUGUAUAGGUCUUUUACAUCCCUGGUUAGAUUUAUUCCUAAGUAUUUUGUAUUUUUAGGGGCUAUUAUAAAUGGUAUUGUUUUCCUGAUUUCCUUUUCAUCAUUCUAUUUAUUAGUGUAUAGGAAUCCAACUGAUUUUUGUAUGUUUAUCUUGUAUCUUGCCACUCUGCUGAAUCUUUCUAUUAGUUCCAGUAGUUGUCUUGUGGAGUCUUUUGAGUUUUCUAUGUAUAGUAUUAUAUCAUCCAUUUCUUACUCAUCUAGUGCUGCUAUAACAGAAAUACCACAAGUGAAUGGCUUUAACAAAGAGACGUUUAUUCUUUCACAGUCUAGUAGGCUAAAUGUCCGAAUUCAAGACAUCAGCUCCAGGGGAAGGCUUUCUCUUUUGGUCAGCUCUGAAAGAAGGUCCUUGUGAUGCAUCAGUCUUCCCUUGGUUUGGGAGCAUCUCAGCUCAGGAACCUCAGGUCCAAAGGUCAUGCUCUGCUUCUGGCAGCUGCUUUCUUGGUAGUAUGAGGUCCCCAACUCUCUGCUUACUUCCCUUUCUGUUUAUCUCUAGAGAGAUAAAAGGUGGUGCAGGCCACACCCCAGGGAAACAUCCUGUAUAUCGGAUCUGGGAUGUGACCUGGUAAGAGCCGUACAAUCCCACCCUAAUUCUCUUUAACAUAAAAUUACAAUCAUAAAAUGGAGGACAACCACAGAAUACUGGGAAUCAUGGCCUAACCCAGUUAAUACAUUUUUGGGGGGACAUAAUUCAACCCAUGAUCAUCCACAAAUAGGGACAGUUUUACGUCUUCCUUACCAAUGUGGAUGCCCUUUAUUUCUUUUUCUUGCCUAAUUGCUCUAGCUAGGACUUCCAGCACGGUGUUAAAUAGGAGUAGUGAUAAAGGGCAUGCUUGUGUCGUUCCUGUUCUCAAGGGGAGUGUUUUCAGCUUCUCUUCUUUAAGAGUGACGUUGGCUGUUGGUUUUGAAUAGAUACUCUAUUAUACUUAUUUUACUGAGAGUUUUUAUCAGAAAUGCCUUUUCUGCUUCGAUUGGGAUGAUCAUGUGUUUCUUUUAUUUUAAGUAUGUGAUAGAUUACAUUGAUUAAUUUUCUAAGAUUAGACCAUACCUUACAUAGCUGGAUGAAUCCUACUUGGUUGCGGUGUAUUAUUUUUUUGAUAUGAUGCUGAAUUCUAUUGGCUAGAAUUUUGUUGAGAAUUUUUGCAUCUGUAUUCAAGAGAGAUAUUAAUCUGUACUUUUUUUUUUUUUUGUGGUGUCCUUUGCCUGGUUUUGGUAUCAGGGUUAUGCUGGCUUCAUAGAGUGGAAUUCUGAAGUAUCACUUUCCUCCUAUUCUUUUUUCUCCCUGAAGCCUCAGCCUUCCAGUCCUUUCUUUUUACAUACAGGAUAUGUAUGAAAAAGUCACUAUUAUUUCCUUAACCCGGCAUUUCACCACGGGUGAGUAAAAACGUUAUCAUGCCAGUCAACACUGCAGUGUUUGAGAAUCUCAAACAGCUCCUCCCUGCCUUUGAAUCAUUCUGCUUUCAUACCAGAAGCAAGUGUUAGUUACAUUAUCAAAAGAACAAACAUACAAGCUCAUAAGAAAAAACUCCGGACAGGAAGGGAUUUAAAAAAAAAAUCCUAGUGGUACCCCACAGGUGGGUUUUCUCUGGAGUUUUUACAUUUUGCUGGCAUGCCAUUGGGGCAGCUGUUGGCGACCCCAUACGAACCCAGAGCACUGUGCUUCCUCUUGCUUUCUAGGAUAAGUUGUCAGUUGAGGCAAAAUUAUAAUUUCCCCAGAAGAGCUUUGCUAGAAAAUUGGGGGUAAGCAAAACUAAAAUGAAAACCUGGAAGCACAAAAAUAGGUUUGUUUUUAGAGCACCCAUUUCUUACUGUAAAUAGUCAACUACAGCUUGUCAUGGCUGGCACUGCUUCCCUGCUCCUUGGCUCAUGGUUUCUUCCCUCAACUUGGUCAUCUUUGGUCUGCGUGAGACAAUCUUUAGUUGGCAGUGUUAGCUGGUUCCACCUCUAGGUGAAGCUCAUUUAUUAGUGCCCAGUGUGGUCUUGUCUCACCAGUGGAUGCUGGUGCCAGCCUGCUGAGAGUUCUUGCUACAGGUCAGUAGUUCCCCUCUGGUGGCUACAGAACUGCCCCUGCUUCCUGUUUCAGAGGCCUAGUUAGAGGCCUGUUCAGUUCCUGUUUCUGGUUGCAGAGAAAAUUGGUUUGCAGCCUCUUUGUGGAGCUAUGGGAGAUUGACGAGCACAAUGAACGUGCAAGUCUUUUCACUUUCGGUAUCAACUAUUUCUUCUUGGCAAGUACUUGCCUGAAGUAGUCCCUUCAAACACCACUCCAAACCAGGAAUACAGCCAUAGGGAAAUGCAUUAUUUGGUCAGUGACUGUAGAGAUGAUAGUCAGCUGUGAAAGGAUAGCCCCUCCCUGAAGGCAGUUGUAGGGCACCUUAUCACACUCUGCCCUUUCCACCACCCAUGGGGUUUUCGCUAUGCCUUCAGAACAUGCCAGCAGCUUCUCCACUCUGCACUGAGGCAACAUGAGCACUGGAAGUGUGGUGGGAGCAGGCAGUGUUACAGGAUCCCGCAGCUGUUGGAUGUCAGGAAGAAAUGAGGAACCUGCAGCUUUGGGAAAGGUGUAUCUUGCAGGCAGCCUUGCCUUCCUGUAAUUUGGACAUAGAUAUCGCUGUGGUGGAGAUGAGUGACGCCUUCCGGCAGCCGUCCUUGUUUUACCACCUUGGGGUGAGAGAAAGUUUCAGCAUGGCCAACAACAUCAUCCUCUACUGUGAUACUAACUCGGACUCUCUGCAGUCACUGAAGGAAAUCAUUUGCCAGAAGAAUACUAUGUGCACUGGGAACUACACGUUUGUUCCUUACAUGAUAACGCCACAUAACAAGGUCUACUGCUGUGACAGCAGCUUCAUGAAGGGGUUGACGGAGUUGAUGCAACCAAAUUUCGAGCUGCUUCUUGGACCCAUCUGCUUACCUCUUGUGGAUCGUUUUAUUCAACUCUUGAAGGUGGCACAAGCAAGUUCUAGCCAGUAUUUCCGGGAAUCUAUCCUCAAUGAUAUCAGGAAAGCUCGUAAUUUGUACACUGGUAAAGAAUUGGCAGCUGAGUUGGCAAGAAUUCGGCAGCGAGUAGACAAUAUUGAAGUCUUGACGGCAGAUAUUGUGAUAAAUCUCUUACUUUCCUACAGAGACAUCCAGGAUUAUGACUCUAUUGUGAAGCUGGUAGAAACAUUAGAAAAGCUGCCAACCUUUGAUUUGGCCUCCCAUCAUCAUGUGAAGUUUCAUUACGCAUUUGCACUGAAUAGGAGAAAUCUUCCUGGUGAUAGAGCAAAAGCUCUUGAACUUAUGAUUCCUCUUGUGCAGAGUGAAGGGCAAGUUGCUUCAGAUAUGUAUUGCCUGGUGGGUCGAAUCUACAAAGAUAUGUUUUUGGACUCUAAUUUCACAGACACAGAAAGUAGAGACCAUGGAGCCUAUUGGUUCAAAAAGGCAUUUGAAUCUGAGCCAACACUACAGUCAGGAAUUAAUUAUGCGGUCCUCCUCCUGGCAACUGGGCAACAGUUUGAAUCUUCCUUUGAGCUCCGGAAAGUUGGUGUGAAGCUAAGCAGCCUUCUUGGUAAAAAGGGAAACCUGGAAAAACUCCAGAGCUACUGGGAAGUUGGAUUUUUUCUGGGGGCCAGCGUCCUGGCCAAUGACCACAUGAGAGUCAUUCAAGCGUCGGAAAAGCUUUUUAAACUAAAGACACCAGCAUGGUACCUCAAGUCUAUUGUAGAGACAAUUUUGAUAUACAAGCAUUUUGCAAAACUGACUACAGAACAGCCUGUGGCCAAGCAGGAACUCGUGGACUUCUGGAUGGAUUUCCUGGUCGAGGCCACAAAGACAGAUGUUACUGUAGUUAGGUUUCCUGUAUUAAUAUUAGAACCAACCAAGAUCUACCAACCUUCUUAUUUGUCUAUCAACAACGAAGUCGAGGAAAAGACAAUAUCGAUUUGGCAUGUGCUUCCUGAUGACAAGAAAGGUAUACAUGAGUGGAAUUUUAGUGCCUCUUCUGUCAGAGGAGUGAGUAUUUCUAAAUUUGAAGAACGAUGCUGUUUUCUUUAUGUGCUUCAUAAUUCUGACGAUUUCCAAAUCUACUUCUGUACAGAACUUCACUGUAAAAAGUUUUUUGAAAUGGUGAAUACCAUUACUGAAGAGAAGGGGAGAGGCGCUGAGGAAGGGGAUUGUGAAAGUGACUCUCUGGAGUAUGACUAUGAAUAUGAUGAAAAUGGUGACAGAGUUGUUUUAGGAAAAGGCACUUACGGCAUAGUCUAUGCAGGUCGAGACUUGAGCAACCAAGUCAGAAUUGCCAUUAAGGAGAUCCCAGAGAGAGAUAGCAGAUACUCCCAGCCGCUACAUGAAGAAAUAGCAUUGCAUAAGCACCUGAAACACAAAAAUAUUGUCCAGUAUCUGGGCUCUUUUAGUGAGAAUGGCUUUAUUAAAAUUUUCAUGGAGCAGGUUCCAGGAGGAAGUCUUUCUGCUCUCCUUCGUUCCAAAUGGGGCCCAUUAAAAGACAAUGAGCAAACAAUUGGCUUUUAUACAAAGCAAAUACUUGAAGGAUUAAAAUACCUCCAUGACAAUCAGAUAGUUCACCGGGAUAUAAAGGGUGACAAUGUGUUGAUUAAUACCUAUAGUGGUGUUCUCAAGAUCUCCGACUUCGGGACAUCAAAGAGGUUGGCUGGCAUAAAUCCAUGUACUGAAACUUUCACUGGUACCCUUCAGUACAUGGCACCAGAAAUAAUAGAUAAAGGGCCAAGAGGCUACGGAAAAGCAGCAGACAUCUGGUCUUUGGGCUGCACUAUCAUUGAAAUGGCCACAGGAAAACCACCCUUUUAUGAACUGGGAGAACCACAAGCAGCUAUGUUCAAGGUGGGAAUGUUUAAGGUCCACCCGGAGAUUCCUGAGUCCAUGUCAGCAGAGGCUAAGGCAUUCAUACUGAAGUGUUUUGAACCAGAUCCAGACAAGAGAGCGUGUGCUAACGACUUGCUGAUUGAUGAGUUCUUAAAAGUGUCAAGCAAAAAGAAAAAAAUACAAGCUAAGCUUUCAGCUCUUUCAGCUGGAUCAAAUGAAUAUCUCAGGAGUAUAUCCCUACCGGUACCUGUCCUGGUCGAGGAUACGAGCAGCAGUAGUGAAUACGGCUCCGUUUCGCCCGAUACUGAGUUAAAGGUGGACCCCUUCUCUUUCAAAACUAGACCCAAAUCCUGUGGAGAAAAAGACGUAAAAGGAAUACGGACACUCUUUUUGGGCAUUCCAGAUGAAAAUUUUGAAGAUCACAGUGCUCCACCUUCCCCUGAAGAAAAAGAUUCUGGAUUCUUUCUGUUGAGGAAGGACAGUGAAAGAAGAGCUACCCUUCACAGGAUCCUAACAGAAGACCAAGACAAAAUCGUGAGAAACUUAAUGGAAUCUUUAGUUCAGGGAGCUGAAGAGCCUAAACUAAAGUGGGAACACAUCACAACCCUCGUUGCAAGCCUCAGAGAAUUCGUGAGAUCCACUGACCGGAAAAUCAUCGCCACCACUCUGUCAAAGUUGAAGCUGGAGCUAGACUUCGACAGCCAUGGUAUCAGUCAAGUUCAAGUGGUUCUCUUUGGUUUUCAAGAUGCUGUCAAUAAAGUUCUUCGGAAUCAUAACAUCAAGCCACACUGGAUGUUUGCCUUGGACAGUAUCAUCCGGAAGGCGGUGCAGACAGCCAUUACCAUCCUGGUACCAGAACUGAGGCCACAUUUUAGCCUUGCGUCGGAGAGCGAUACCGCUGAUCAAGAAGACUUGGACGUAGAAGAGGACCAUGAGGAACAGCCUUCAAAUCAAACUGUCAGGAGACCUCAUGCCGUCAUCGAAGAUGCCGUGGCUACCUCGGGGGUGAGCACGCUCAGCUCUACUGUGUCCCACGACUCCCAGAAUGCUCACCGGUCACUGAACGUACAGCUUGGAAGGAUGAAAAUAGAAACUAAUAGAUUACUGGAAGAAUUGGUUCAGAAAGAGAAAGAAUUACAAGCACUCCUUCAUCAAGCUAUUGAAGAAAAAGACCAAGAAAUUAAACACCUGAAGUUGAAGUCCCAACCAAUAGAUAUUCCUGGAUUAUCUGUAUGUCACCUAAAUUCUCCCAGCACAAAUACUGAAGAUUCUGAACUUACUGACUGGCUGAGAGAAAAUGGAGCUGACGAAGACACUAUAAGCCGGUUUUUGGCUGAGGAUUAUACACUAGUGGACGUUCUCUACUACGUUACACGUGAUGAUUUAAAAUGCCUGAGACUGAGAGGCGGGAUGCUAUGCACACUCUGGAAGGCCAUCGUUGACUUUCGAGACAAACAGCCUUGACUGUCCCACAAUUUGUGUCCGAUCUUCGGUGGAGAUGCUGAAAGUGAAUACAGAACCGAUCUUCUUGGGGGAGGGGGAAAUUGAAGGGGUGGGAGAAAGAAGCUGCACUUUAAAUCCAGUAUUUGUUUACUAAUGCUGAAAAGAAAAGAAAGAAAUAGACAAAACACACUGAAAUUUCCUAACUCCUUUAAUUUUUUUUUAAUUUCUAUAAUUCAGAAGGACUCUCUUCAAAGAACGUUGAGGAUUAUUUUCAUCUAAACCUUUUUUACAUGGAAAUCUUUUUAACUCUGCAGCUAUUGCACUUCAGCCAAAUGUUUUAUUUCACACGAAACGGAUGGAACAUUUCAUGUGAUUGUGCAUCACUGGAACAAAACCAAAAUGUGACCAUAACUUUUUAGGCUUAUGUGUGUUUGUAAUAUGUCCUAAUAACCUGAGUAGGGAUGCAGAAUGUCAGUUCUUGUAUAAAGCUUUUUCUUUAAGUGUGCAGAAUCUGAGAGCAAUGGUUUUUACUUACCUGUAUUAAUUGUAAUAUGGACUGUAUUUUGUAACUUAAGUUUCUGGCCUAUAGGACAUGCGUUUGAGUUGUUUAUGUUACUACUGAACUGUACCAGUUGCACAUGCCUGAACCAUAGUAAUGUUAGCUUGUUCUAAAGCUAUCCAUUGUGUCAUAUAGCCUCUAAAAAGUAAAAAGACUCUCAACAUACUGUUUGGAUACAUUCUAAAGGAUUCUUAUUUUGUUUUGCCAAACUAGAUGAACUGGGUUGUCAAAUUUCUAGUCAUUUCUUCAGCUAUCACAUUAAGUAGAAUCUUUCAUCUAUUCAAGUAAUCAAAGAACAACUGAUAUCCAAGUUAUUCCUUAGAGCCACAGAGGGAUAAGAGAGAAGAUGAAGAAAACAGAAUAAAAGAAAGUCAGUGAAUUUUCCUCAAGGUUCUAAGUUACCUUGACUGACUACUGUGUAUCUUAAAGGAUUUGAAACACUGCAUUUUCUGUCUCUUUAAUUUUAGUUCUCAUAAUUGGGGGAGUUUUUUUUUUUUAAAGAAGAAUAUUAUAUUUUUAUGAGCCUGCCCAUGUGAAUUGGAUGAAGUCUGAAGCUUCUAGAUGGAUGAAUAAAAUUAGUAAAUUUCUUGAAUACAGGCAAACCUAUUUAUUAUAAAAAUACAGGAGAGAAAUAAUAUAGAGCUUGCUCAUGUAUCUUGACUUGACCCAUAUAUAACAGUCUUCGAUAAAACAGGAAUUAUCUUUGUGAAAAUCACGGUACGCUAUUACCCUAUAUUGCAUAUGAAGCAUUCUCACUAAUAUCUUCUCAUUUGUUACUUGUAGCAACAACAUAGCUGCGUUAUUUUUACAUUUUCAUCCCGAGGACAGGUAAUUGCUUCUUGCAUCCUGUGUUAAACUUUUGAAGGGGGCGAAAUGUAAUUUGAAUGAUUUGACUUAGACGGAAAUGAAGGAUAACUUCUGUAUGAAGCCACAGUUCAUCUCACCAACUCUAAUCGUUAAGUGCUUUUUUUGACUGUAAAUGGGGUCAGGCUACCCAUCUUCAAAGGAGCCCUGGUGGGUCAAUGGUUAAGAACUCUGCUGCUAACUGAAAGGUUGGUGGUUUGAACCCACCAAUAGCUCUGCUGGAGAAAGACCUGGUGAUCUGCUCCCGUAAAGAUUACAGCCUAGAAAACCCUAUGGGGCAGUUCUACUCUGUCAUAUAGGAUCGCUAUGAGUCAUAAUCCACUCAGUGGCACCUAACCACAACAGCCCAUCUUGAACCAAUUCUUCAAUGACACAGUCUUUCCUUGGGAUGGUCCUCCUACCCUGUCUUUGCAGGCAGAUGCUUCUCUAACCCCUGUUGCUUUAUAAUACAUUCCCAAGACAGCAUCACUGGGCUUUUGUCAGAAUUUUGAGUCUCAAUCACAGAAAAAGGCAGCUCUAUUAUGGCUCAAGGUUCAUGAAAGCUUUGCACUAGAGAGGCCUUUAGCAUCAAUCUGGGCCAGUGGUUUUCAACCCAACUUCACAUUAAAAUGACCUCAGUGCUUUUUAACAAAUAUUGAUGUCAGGACCCCAUCUUAGAGAAACUGUGCUUAUUGGUCUGGGUGGAGCCCAGGCAUCCUUUUUUUAAAAGCUCUACAGCGGAUUCCAUAUGAUCUAGUCCCACUUCCUUAUUUUAAAUGACACCUGGUGAGGGAAACGGUCCCUUCCCAUAAAGGUGGUGGUGAGAUGGUUACUAUUUACAGUUUCCAUUUAAUGUAGCCAGAGGCUACGCACAUUAGGCCUGGAGCAAAACUAUCACUUAACUUGUGACCUUGGGCAAAUUAAUUAUUCUCUCCAAGUCUCAGUUUCCUGAUCUGUGAAAAGGGCAAAAUAAUGUCCUUUCCUCAUAGGGCUGUUGUAAGAUUUAACUAACACAAUGCAGGUGAGGUGCUUAGUACAAUGCUUAGCAUAUAGUAAGCACUCAGAUGCUGCCCACUAUUGUCAUCAGUCAUUCAAAAGCAUUUAUUAAAUACUUACUGGAUACCAUACUACAUGUGGUGCAUGAACAAGACACAGUUCUUGUCCCUGAAGUUCAAUGUCAGAGGAGGAAUCAAGACAAUGCAGAAACUGUGUAGUAAAAUGCUAUGGUUAUUCCUAAUUGCUAGAAGGGGUCAAGCAAAGCUUUCCAGAGAAGUGAAGGUUCACAGCUGAGCAUGGAAAGAUGGUUUGGAACAGAACAGUUGUGCAGGGUGUUGGCAGCAUUCUUGAAUGAGAAACAAAACAGGCAUCUGCUAGGGGAGUAUAUAGGUCCAGUGUUUUCUUUUAACCUCAUUUUGAUCUCUUUCUCCAAAUUCUGUCAUUGCAUACUUUGUUUCAUUCAUUCCUAGGAAACCACAUAAAACAGUUGGCAACAAGGAAUCAUUGUUAACCCACUUGAGUGCCUACUUUGUGUGCGGCACUGUAGCAGCACUAGAGAUACACACGAUGCCCAUCAAGUCUGGAAUGCCGUCAGUCCACAUGAUGUCACUACCACCUGUAAACAAAUACAAUAAUUAAUUUUUCCAGAUUUCAUGGAAAAUUAAAGACAAAGCCCCUGCCACCAAGAAAUUUAUAUCAGGUUGAAGAGAGAAAUUUGCAAUAGUAAGUCAUGCCUAGUAUACGUUAAGGUCUGGGUGAGUGGUAAGCCCAACCCCUGGAAAGGUUCAGAGGACAGAGGACAGGCUUGUUGGGAGCCAGGGCAGGUGGAACAGACUUUACGCAGGAAGUUGUCACCUGAGCCUGCAACAAGUUAUUUAAUAAGUCAGGACAGGGGAAGUCACUUUGGGUAGAGAGCUCCAGGAACAAAGGCUAGAAAGCAGGGAUUUGCAAGGUGUCCUGGAGAAAAUGAACAACCCCAUUGAUAUGAGUUAUUUGAUUUGAAUUUUACUGAAAUAAAGUUGAUAGAUAACUUCUUUAUGAAGCCGGGUUAAGUGCUUCUUUUAGACUGUAAAUAGGGUCAGGUUUCCAGAGGUUGGGCUUGCCACUCACCCAGACCUUAACAUAUAUUUAUUGUUAGGUGCCAUCAAGUCGGUUCCGACUCAUAGCGACACUGUGUACAACAGAAUGAAACACUGCCCUGUCCUGCGCCAUCCUCACGAUCAUUGUUAUGCUUGAGCCCAUUGUUGCAGCCGCUGUGUCAAUACAUUAAUGGAUGUUUACAGCUGUUUCUUUUUCUGAGUUGUUGCAGCCGCUGUGUCAAUACAUUAAUGGAUGUUUACAGCUGUUUCUUUUUCUGAGUCUGAGUCGUGCCAUAUUGGCAAACAAAGGUCAGGAAAGCUUGACUCCAUCCACAUCAUUAAGGUCGACUCUACUCUGAGGAGGCAGCUCUUUUCCAGUUGUAUUUUGAGUGCCUUCCGACCUUAGGGACUCAUCUUCUGGCACUAUAUCAGACAAUGUUCUGCUGCUAUUCACAAGGUUUUCACUGGCCACUUUUUUCAGAAGUAGACUGCCAGGUCCUUCCUAAUGUA
Messenger RNA from Loxodonta africana (African savanna elephant), 18693 nucleotides. It is a transcript of the gene MAP3K5, whose product is annotated as mitogen-activated protein kinase kinase kinase 5. Gene Ontology annotation, molecular function: ATP binding; MAP kinase kinase kinase activity. Lineage: Eukaryota; Metazoa; Chordata; Mammalia; Proboscidea; Elephantidae. Gene Ontology annotation, biological process: intrinsic apoptotic signaling pathway in response to oxidative stress; protein phosphorylation; MAPK cascade. The record is from RefSeq and is a predicted model, not a curated record. The transcript has 30 exons. Bases 10981 to 14727 code for a protein of 1248 amino acids.